GGAGUUUGGUGUGUUCAUCUAACCUACACAUUCGUGUAAACAUCUGCAGGCUAAGCUCUACCUGUCCAUAAUUGAUGACGUGAUUGAGAGUAUGAGGGAGCUUUUCCUGGACGAAGGCCUUGAAGACCGGGUCCUGGAUGAUUUAAGACAUCUUUGGGAGUCGAAGAUGAUGCAGUCAAAAGCAAUGGAAGACUUCAGGAAAAACAACAUCAACUCAUCCAACUUCGUGCUGCAGCUGCCUGCAAGCUACACGCAGACUGAUCAGGACGUCACAGGUAGAGCCUCAGUCGUGAUCCCUGCGAGUCAGACUAUCCACAGUUUCCCCAGACUCAAGGCGGGCUCAGAGACACUGGCUACGUUUUCUCUGCCUGCUGGGUUAGCGUACCCGGUGCAGAUACCAGCCGGAGUCACUCUACAGACAGCUUCAGGUCAACUCUACAAGGUCAAUGUUCCUGUUGUGGUCACCCAGCAGCCUGUGUCUCAACCUGCUCAGAAGGUCACAGCGUUUAGAGGAGCCGCUGCCCCUCAGCCGGCCGCGGCCCCGCCGAAGACCGCCGCUCCACCUCAGGAGGUGGAGCCGUCACCUGCUCCAGCUGCUUCUGUCACACAGCAGCCGCCUCAAAAUGCUAACCUACCCCCCAGUCAGGAGACCAGCGCCCUGCAGCAGCCACCCGUUCCUGCUCCUGAAACCUCGCAGCCUCAGACGGCCCGCUCGCCCGAUCUAGAGGUGCCACAGGUGGAGAAUGAGCCGAGUCCACACCCUGAACCUGUGGACCUCAGCAUGACCGCCUCACCCUGCACUCAGCUAUUAGACUUUCAGAUCAGAGCUGAGGAGGCUUUGGCGCAGACGGCUCCAUUACAGACCAGAGACAUCGACGACAUCCUGAAAGAAGUGAUCGAGGAGGAGAGAGAGAAAGCGGAGAGGGCGAGGAGUCAGGCAUCCACAAAGAAUGACGACCAGGCCGAGCCUGUCCUUGAGCUGGAACUGGACUACAGCUACAGCGACCUGUCAGACAUCGUUCAGCUGGACGGCGCCGCAGACAACUCUGACCUGGAGGAGGACGAGGGCGGGGUUCCUCUGGAGGAGAACGACUUCCUGGGUAUCAUCAACGCCGAGGCCAUCAAAGCUCUGCAGGAAGGAGAAGGAAGCAGCGACGGCAACAGCAUCUCCUCCAGCGACAGCGAGGGAGCCGAUGAACUCGCUGACAUCGUGGAAGAGGAUCCUCUGAAUUCAGGUGACGAUGUGAUGGAACAGGACAUCCCCGACCUCUUCGACACCGACAACGUGAUUGUUUGCCAAUAUGACAAAAUUCACCGCAGUAAGAACCGCUGGAAGUUUCAUCUGAAAGAUGGAGUGAUGUGUUACGGAGGCAGGGACUACGUUUUCUCUAAAGCCGUCGGGGAAGCCGAGUGGUAACGAGCUGUAGCUCUCAUUCACACACCAGACGAUCGUGUUGAAAGAAGGACAAACGGAUUGAGAAGAGAGAAACGAUCGGUGUAUUUCCACCACCUGCCAUUUGUUUCAUGGAGCAGCCAGUUUAAAAACCGCUGUGCAGAAUCACCGAUACCUUUUUGUUUGGUUUGAAUUUAAUUAUUAGAGCAAAGCUGCUGAUCGACUGAAACAAACAGCAUGAAUUUCUGUUUUAUCAUAUUUGAAAAGUCCUGAUGGUGUUGCUUUGAAGGUUCCUAAUGUGCUGUUUGAUUUCCUAACGUUGUAACUUCUCGCCUUUGAUCAUUCUUUGCUCCUCACUGUUGUGCUGCUUUCAUUAAACCAUUUUCUUUCUUUGCAAACGUCUA
Molecule: messenger RNA, 1797 nt
Organism: Labrus mixtus (cuckoo wrasse)
Lineage: Eukaryota; Metazoa; Chordata; Actinopteri; Labriformes; Labridae
Gene: gtf2a1l
Product: general transcription factor IIA, 1-like
Exons: 8
Coding region: 92-1417 (441 amino acids)
Biological process (GO): transcription by RNA polymerase II; transcription initiation at RNA polymerase II promoter
Cellular component (GO): transcription factor TFIIA complex
Source: RefSeq, a predicted model, not a curated record